AUGACGCCCAUCCAGACAUCCUCAGCCCCCAAGACAGUGGAGAGCGUGCCACUCGCAAGUUCCAAACGCAAGCUGGACGAGGAUCAAUUCUUCAACAACAGCAAUGUAAAGUGGCUGGGAGGCUCAGACAAGCCGCCGUACACAAAGGCGAGCACUUACUCGGGCGCAGUUGCUGAUAGGGAGCGUUUCUUGAGAGAGACAAACGGUUUGACUGCUCUCCAAAAGCAUUGCGUGUACUUUGAUGGGGACGCGGAUGGCAUUAUCUGGCCUACCGAUACCUUCUUGUGAGUGGCCCCACCGUAACUGCCAUAGCCGGCCUUUUCAAGCUUCUUCGCUAGCCAUUCUGGCCUCAGCACACUCGCUGAGCCCUAGUUGCCUAUCCUCUCGCGCUCCUUCAAAUCAGCGGCUUUUACGCACUCGGUUUCGGACUGAUCCUCUCCCUCCUAGCCGUCGGCAUCAUUCACGGGCCAUUUUCGUACCCAACAAUUCCCUACACCGGGGCAAGGUGGACAGACUACCUUCCAGAUCCCUUCUUUCGCAUCUGGAUCGCAAACAUUCACCGCAACAAGCACGGUUCGGAUAGCGAGUCCUACAACCGCAAGGGCGAAUUGCAGAGGCAAAGAUUCGACGACAUUUUUGAUCUCUACUCGACCGCCCCAAACAAGGACGGCUUGUCUUUCAACGACUUGAUCGUGAUGAUCACCACCCAAAGAAAUCUCAUGGAUCCUUUCGGCUGGUUCGCCAUGGCCUUUGAAUGGGGCAGCACUUACCUCCUCCUGUGGCCUUCUGACGGAAUCGUCAAGAAGGAUGACGUCCAUGGCAUCAUCGAUGGCAGCCUCUUCACCUCUAUCGCGGCGCGCCGUCGUGAAGGUCUUGGUGCCUUUAAUGCCAGAGAAAGGAAGCAAAUCUAG
Ceraceosorus bombacis is the source of this 911-nucleotide messenger RNA. Lineage: Eukaryota; Fungi; Basidiomycota; Exobasidiomycetes; Ceraceosorales; Ceraceosoraceae. The record is from the annotation of a GenBank genome assembly.